Triticum turgidum subsp. durum (durum wheat) is the source of this 1200-nucleotide messenger RNA. The record is from the annotation of a GenBank genome assembly. Lineage: Eukaryota; Viridiplantae; Streptophyta; Magnoliopsida; Poales; Poaceae.
AUGGCCGUGCCGGAGCCGUCAAGAACCGGGUCGCCGCCUCGCGUCUUCCUCCUCGUCUUCGCCAUCAUUCUCACGGCCACAGCAGCAGAUGAGGCGGUGGCAGCCGGAGGCCUAUCGAUCGGGAUCAACUACGGGCAGAUCGCGGACAACCUCCCUUCGCCGUCCCGCGUGUCCAUGCUCCUCCGGUCGAUGCAGUUCGUCAUCGGCAUCGGGAACGAGAACGUGUCGGCGAUGGUGGACCCGGCGGCCGCGCGGGCGUGGGUCCAGCAGCACGUCCGGCCGUACCUCCCGAGCACGCGCAUCACCUGCAUCACCGUCGGGAACGAGGUGUUCAAGGGCAACGACACCGACCUCAAGGACAGCCUCCUGCCGGCGAUGAAGUCCGUGUACCAGGCGCUCGGCGCGCUUGGGCUGCAGGGGCAGGUGAACGUCACCACGGCGCACUCCCUGGACAUCAUGGGCAGCUCCUACCCUCCGUCCGCCGGCGCGUUCCGGCCGGACGUCGUGCCGUACAUCCAGCCGCUCCUCGACUUCCUGUCGGCGGCGAGGUCCCCGUUCCUCAUCAACUGCUACCCGUACUUCGCCUACAAGGACGACCCCACCGGCGUGCCGCUGGAGUACGUGCUGUUCCAGCCCAACGCCGGGGUGACCGACCCGACCACGGGGCUCAACUACGACAACAUGCUGUACGCCCAGGUGGACUCAGUGUACGCCGCGAUCCAGGCGCUGGGCCACGCCGACGUGGACGUGAAGAUCUCCGAGACCGGGUGGCCGUCCAGGGGCGACCCCGACGAGGCAGGCGCCACGCCGCAGUACGCCGGGAUCUACAUCGGGAACCUGCUGCGGAGGAUAGAGUCGAAGCAAGGGACGCCGCUGAGGCCGGCGGUGCCCAUAGAUGUCUACGUCUUCGCGCUCUUCAACGAGAACCUCAAGCCGGGGCCGGCCUCCGAGCGGAACUACGGCCUCUUCUACCCCGACGGCACGCCGGUCUACAAUGUCGGCCUGCGCGGCUACCUCCCGCCGAUGGAUGAAUCGGAUGCCACGCGGACGGUAAGGCCCUUCGGGCUCCGUCUUCUCAGAUUCUGCAAGUUCGUUGCAAACUUUCUGAAUGUGGAUCAUACGUCGUCCGAGAAUAUCUGGUGCCUUAACUCUUUACGAGACGGCACUGUCGUCUUUGGCAUUUCUACUUUGUGUAUAUGA